This is a messenger RNA of Physella acuta, 728 nucleotides long. Its product is annotated as calmodulin. Lineage: Eukaryota; Metazoa; Mollusca; Gastropoda; Physidae. The record is from RefSeq and is a predicted model, not a curated record. Gene Ontology annotation, molecular function: calcium ion binding.
GGAGUAAUCGAAUUCCAAGACUUCCGGUUAUACAUGACGAAGAUGAAGAAGCUGAGCUAUGACGAGAGGAAACAGGAAAUGAUGAGGGCAUUUAGGAUAAUAGAUAAAAACAACGAUAAAUUCAUCGACCCCAAUGAGUUGAUCGCCAUGUUGAAAUCACUCGGCGAGCCCCUGACUGAGGAAGAGGCGGGGGCUAUGAUCCGGGUCGCUGACGUCAACAAUGACGGCAAGAUCGACUAUGAAGAGUUCGUGAAAUUCAUCAUAGCUCCUUGUAUCUAGAAAUGACAUAAAAGUUCGUUGAUUUCAUUCUGGCGCCAUGCCUUUUACCAAGUCCCGUAACUGCAACAAUCAAGACAGAUAGUGAAGACAACAGCAGUGGCGUCCCCUUAAAUAAACGUAAACGAAACGACAGCCCUUUGCACGAUAGCGGCAGCAGUUCGACCCACACUCCACCUAACAUCACUUCCACCAACAACACAAAAGUAUCUUAUUUUAAUCCUCCACCAACUGAAACAGAAUUAUAACUCAGUGAUCAAUAAUGCAUGGUUUUGUCAUGAAUACUAAUAGCUAAUGACUUCAAAAGACAACAUAAAAUUUUACAACCACUGAUAGAAAAAUAAUGUAUAUAUUACAUUGUCUUCCUUUUUAUAAUAUACUUGUUAUAUAACACUAUAACGUGUAGCAAUAUUAUAAUUUCAAUUAAAGAAAUCUAUGUAUCAACUGGAAAA